CAAUGCAUGUACAAUAUGCAAUGUUACGUUUUGAAUGAUCAACGAGUUUUAGUUAUGCGCCAGAGCUGCUGCAGCUAAUUACAUCCUACGGGCUACUCGUACAUACGUACGGGAUCAAGAGUAUAAAUAUUUCGAUCUGCGCGUUCUACGCGGGUUGGGGAAAAAAUCAAAAUAGCCAACACUGAAGCGCAUAUAACUGUAAUCAGCGAUCCAACAAAAAAAAAAAACAAAAAACAAUAAUAAGAGCAACAAAAGCUCAGUAGGAGGAAAUAUUAUUGCACAGUUAAAUAUUAUAUGAUUAUAUAUCGCGCGCGCACACACACACACACACACAUACAUAUAUGCACACCCACAUAGACAAAAAAAAAAAAAUGAAAAUGAACAUCCGAGUGUAUUAAUUUAGUGUGGCUUUUCUAUUCAUUUAACCGGCAAUGUUGCUCACGUUUUAAUUAAAAUAUUGCUCAUACUCGCAUCGCAUAUCUUUUACAUUUUUCAUACAAUAAACUAUGAAGAAUUAUUUAAAGUGAAUUUUGUGGUUUUUAUCAACGCAAAUGUACAUAGCAGUUACAUGCAAAUGAGUGAAAACAUACACAAACAAAUGUGCAGGCAUACAUUCAUUUUGUGCAAUUAGACAAAGCGAAGCAAAAAUUUAGUUUAGCAUAAACUUGACAUUCAUUUUAGUGCGCUUAGUCGUCGCGUUCGUCGUCGCGUUCCAUUUUUAUUUCGCUUCCAAGCUAACACAAAAUCAAAAAACAAUAAUAAUAAUUAAUUAUUUACUUGCAUUAAAUUUGUUAAUAAAAUUAUAUCAAUCAAAUACAUAUACAUAGAUACUAUAAAAAACUAAUACUUAGUGAACGCGUAGUGCAAAAUCCGUGCGAAAAAUGGUUUACGAAUCAUCGUAUGAUAGUGGUCGCAGACCUUAUAAGCCUGACCUGACCCGCGGCUAUUGGGCGGCGCCGAGUGAUUUCAUCUACACCUGCAUCAGUUUGGGCUUUCGCAUGGACGUGGUGUCGAUGGGAUGGUUUGUUUAUCAGCAUAUGGGAGGUGCCAUCAUUCCAUACAUCAUUUGCGUGAUUCUCUUUGUGGUGCCAAUUAUGGUAAUACAAUCAUUUAUGGGUCAAUUUUCCAGCAGCGGUUUUAUAUCAGCGUUUCGCAUUUCGCCUAUUUUUAAAGGCUUGGGCUAUAUUAGCUUAUGCGUUAAUUUGGCUGUGCUCUCCUACUACGGCAUGUUCGCUGCUGUGCCACUACUUUACUUAUUUCACUCAUUGCGCCCGACCAUACCUUGGAGCUGUGAAGCAGUAGAGAGUUGGCUGAAAAAUAGCACCGAUACGGAAGUCGAGCACUCCUGCAAGCUAAAAAAUAUGGUAGAGAUAAACGCUAGCAUGGCCAACAGCAAUGAGUCGUACAAAUAUAUAGGCUAUGAAGUGCCUUCAGUUUUGUUCUUCAACUCAAUUUUCGGUGGUGACGACCUAAUGGAGAACUAUGAGUAUGACAGCCCCUUUAUGUUCUCUUGGGAGCUGCUUCUUUGUACACUGCUUAGCUGGGCUAUAAUAGCUGGUGUCUUCUAUCGCUUCUACAAUACUGAGUUG
This is a messenger RNA of Rhagoletis pomonella (apple maggot), 1589 nucleotides long. RefSeq names its product sodium- and chloride-dependent neutral and basic amino acid transporter B(0+)-like. Gene Ontology annotation, biological process: sodium ion transmembrane transport. Gene Ontology annotation, cellular component: membrane. The record is from RefSeq and is a predicted model, not a curated record. Lineage: Eukaryota; Metazoa; Arthropoda; Insecta; Diptera; Tephritidae.